Entelurus aequoreus (snake pipefish) is the source of this 5202-nucleotide messenger RNA. It is a transcript of the gene synpo2la, whose product is annotated as synaptopodin 2-like a. Gene Ontology annotation, biological process: positive regulation of actin filament bundle assembly. Gene Ontology annotation, molecular function: actin binding. Gene Ontology annotation, cellular component: Z disc; actin cytoskeleton; nucleus. NCBI's taxonomy places the organism in Eukaryota, Metazoa, Chordata, Actinopteri, Syngnathiformes, Syngnathidae. The coding region runs from base 281 to 3778 and encodes 1165 amino acids. The transcript is spliced from 4 exons. The record is from RefSeq and is a predicted model, not a curated record.
UGUUGGCCCACAGUAGGCAUGGGUGGGUGCACAGAAGUGUGUAUGUGUGUGUGUGUUUUCAGGUGUGAGCAUCGGCCUCGGGGCUGGACUUCAGAGCUCGAACAGUGAAGCAGGCAAAGCGCCGGUCAGAGCUUGUACAGGGGGGCCCUGACUGCUGACCAUUGGCCAAGGCAUUGAGGGCCCCCAGGCAAAAACAUUAAAAACACAAAGAGCCGGAGGAUAUGCAAGAAGAAGAAUAGCUCGAAAAAAGUAAAAAAAGAGAAAGUAAGACGGCUUUACAAUGGUUGCAGAGGAAGUGUUGAUUACAUUGUCUGGUGGAGCGCCAUGGGGCUUCCGUCUCCAGGGUGGUGCGGAACAUCACAGACCACUCCAGGUGGCUAAGGUACGUAAGCGCAGCAAAGCCUGCAGAGCAGGACUGAGGGAGUUGGAUGAGCUGUUGUCCAUCAACGAACAGCCAUGUGAAUCGCUAUCCCACGCCCAGGCUAUGAACCUCAUAGACAGCUCUCCAGGGACACUACACAUCCGUAUCAAAAGAGUACCUCCCGGAUUUCAAUCCGUUGUGCUUGUCACCCGCGCCCCGUCUCCCCGCAUCGACAAGGAGUAUCAUGCUUCCCUGCAGGCCCUGUCGCCCGCUGACCUUCAUCACCAAGCGCCCAUCCGUGAGAUCCACCGUAGCCGCUCCUCCCUAACCAGCGGACUAACAUCUCCACCUGGUAGCGAGGCUUACUAUGGAGAGACUGACAGCGACGCAGAUGUGGCGGGCUAUGAAAGGCAACGGAGACCAAAACGACGCAGUCCCAACAACUCAAACACAGCAAAACCAUUAGGGAGGACCCCCCCUGAGGGCGGGGAGACAUCGGAGUUGAGUGGCUAUGACAGCGCUCCAGAUGCACGUGUGUACUCAAGUUUGUCAGAUGGACGUGGAGGAGGUGGAGACGGCGGGCUUCCGGGGGUGGCACGAAGGGAAGUGAUUUACCAGCCACCUGGUCCAGGCAUGUGGUCCUCCCAGACAUCUACUGAGACUUCUUCCAUCAUCUCAUCAGCAGACGACCAGGGGCCUCGAGACGGAGAGCAGGAGGAGGACUUCCCUGAGCUUGCUAAUGUGCCGCUGGUAUCUCCCGAGAGGGCAAAGGAGGCAAUGAUGCUGGGAUCCCGCAGUCAGCUUGUGCCUAUGGUGGGUCCUGUCAAUAAACCAGUUGAUGAGGAACUCACAACAACCUACAUGGAGAAAGCCAAGCAAGCCAAGCUCAACCGAGGAGAUAAUCCACAGGACAAACAUGUAAAGGAAGCCAAAAGCAGAUGCAGAACUAUUGCAUCUCUAUUGACAGACGCUCCUAACCCUCACUCCAAAGGGGUGCUGAUGUUUAAGAAAAGGCGUCAGCGCUCCAAGAAGUAUACCCUCACAAGCUUUGGAAGUGUAGAUGAGGAUCAGUGUCAGGACUCACAGGAAGAAGAUGGAGCUCUACUUGGCAGUGAAUCAGAAUUUGAUGAAGAGGGCUUUUCGGCAGUUCCUGACCCCACAUGGGAUAGUGACUAUUUGAAUGUGCUGGAGAAGAGAGCAACUGCUGGUGUAGAGGGCCGUAGGAAUGAGGAAGGAGAUGUGCCAAGUCCAGGUUUGAAUGCCACUGCAGGGAAGGGGGCACAGCUGUUUGAACAGCAAAGAAAAAGGGCUGCUGAGCAUGCAAGGAAAGUGGAGGCAACACAUUCUCAGGCUACCCAACAGUCUGUCAUGGAGCAAGCUCAGAUGUUUCAUCCAGACAUACACAUGCAGAUGCAGCCGCUUCUACAUCAAGAGGUAUCCCAAACCACAAAUCAAGUUUCUGUUGCAACUUACAGCAUGCCUAAUGGUGACCUACCCCAGGCUGCAGGUGGUACUGUUAGCAUGAUGACAUCAUAUCCAGCUGUGAAUACCAUCACUGGCAAUAUACCACCAAAAGAAAUGUCCAUACCAGAAGUACCUUCCAGUCAUGUUCUCAAUAGAACUGCUCGUCCUUUUACACCUGGCUUCAUUGCUCUACGGGCUGCAACUGCUCCUGUGACAUUCAAACCACAUGCUAUUAAGAUAAACCAGCGACCAACCUCUGCAGCUGCUGUGCCACCACAAUUUUCCACUGUCCCAGAGCAGGCUAUUAAUGCUACGUCAGUAAUGUUUCAGUUAUCUCCUGGUCCUCCUGUCCCUGCUAAAUCUUCUGGUCCUGUAACUGAUACAGCAGAGGCUCGUGUCAUCCUAAACCCUUUGGCCUUUACCUCUUCGGUGGAUGCAUCACAAACAGCUCAACAGAAAACUGUGUCUUAUCCAGUUCAGUAUGUAACAGCGCCUCCAAUCCCCAUACGGUCAUUGCCCCCAGCUCCACCACAACCAACGGUUUCAGCUUGGACUCCUCCUAUAUCUCAAAUUCCCAGUGCAAUUCAUACAGUUGCACUGGUUCCUCCAGUUGUACCAGUUACUCUUCAACCACCACCUCAAAUUUCCAUGACAUCUGUACUUCCAGUUUCCAUCGUUUCAGACCCUGAAACUGUAGCACCAACCUCUGUUCCUGGUCUAGGAGGUCGUACAGGAAUCUUACUUGAGGCUCGGCGUCGCGGUGGAAAACCAAAGCCUAUGUUUACUGUACCAGAGGUCAAGAAAAACUCACCGAAUCCUGAACUGCUGUCUAUGGUGCAGAACCUUGAUGACCGAACCACUCAGCAGAAAUAUGCUCAACCAUUCUCGGAAGCUUUCUAUGAUAGUGUGCUGGACGGAAGCAGUUCUGAGGUUGCUGCAGGGAGGAUACCUCCACCAGUAGCACCUAAACCUCAAGUUACGCAUGAGGCCCCACAGAUUAUCCAAGCAGGUGGUAAGGGAGCUCAGCUUUUUGCUCGCAGACAGAGUCGCAUGGGUAUGUAUGCCAUGGACACACCACCAGAAACCCCUUACCAGCAAGAUAUGGCCUUUAAUACUGCUGCUCAACACAUUGACUAUUCCUCCAACCCCUCCAUUCCUUCCCAAUGGAAAUACUCCCCCAAUGUUCGUGCCCCUCCACCCAUUGGGUACAACCCACUUCUGGCCCCCUCAAUCCCUGUAGGGCCUCAAAGGAACGUGGCCAAGCCAGGGAGCAAAGGUAAAGUAGGCUCCCAAAAAGAGGGUAUAAAAGUUCUGGAUUUCAUGAGAAGACAGCCCUACCAGCUAAACUCUGCCAUGUUCAACUACAGUGGAAGUGCUGGUAAUUUAUCAGCUGGUCCAUCUUUCCAGGAUCAGAGGCAUGGCCAUUAUACUACGAUGGUGGGAAGCUCGCUAACUUCACCUAAGCAAAUACCAGUGAAAACAGCUCGUACCUAUGAGAUAAAGCGAUUCUCAACACCGACCCCUAUGUCUGCUCCAUCACUCGCUCCUAAAGUCCUUGCACCCCGCUCGGCCACUAGCCUCGGAGAGCGUAUAAAUCACUCUGACAUGAGCACUCCACCUCCUGGUCCAAUGCCAGACACCAACAUAGCACCAGCCCUAUUCAGGGACCCUCCCAGAGCUUCACUUUCCUCCCAAAUGGCUGGAUUUCCCAGCCUUCCAAAAUUAUCUGCCAUGCCUCUGCAAAACCCGGGGCCUGCAGCACCAGCACCUUACAGUCCAGUCUCCUACAACACUGGACUUCAGGCAGCCAAGCAGUUCCAGAGCGCUCCUGAGCUCAGCAUCCUUUCCCCCUUGCCUCCUUUCAAGGCCAACGCGGUUCAGGCACCUAAACCACGUUUUGUUGCUACCAAGGGAGGUGUACAGCCCUAUGUGUGGAGACCCGGGGCUAUUUAAACAGGAAAUAAACCACGACAACACCUAGACAUUACAAUGGACAAUUCAUCUAUUGUUGUAAUUACCUUUUUUGGAAGGGGUGGUGUUUGUUUUAAAUAGGUGAGCAACAUUACACAUAGUUUAAGAAGCUUUUGGUUUGGGAUUGCUGGUUCAGCAGAUUUUUAAAUAGGGGUGACUAUUGCAGAAACGAUAAAUAAAUCAAUAUUAUGUUAAUUAUAGUUACUUUGCUGACAUAUCUUUAUUCACACAUAUCCUUAUAUUAAUGUGCCACUACCACACUUGAUGCUAUAUAUUCCACCUGAGGGAGGUAUGAUUGUUGCAGAUGUAUUUCUAAUAAAAAAUAUCAUAAAGAUAACUCUUUGACCCUGUUGUUGAAAUGCAUUAAAAAAUGUAAAUGUAAUUCAUAUUUGUAAACCAACUGUAGAAUUAAACAUUGUGGUUAAUCUCGUCGCAUAUAGGUAUGAAUUCACCUUAUGUACAUUGCAUUCUUACAUGAUUGGACUGUUCAGAUUGUGUUCGAAAUAUAAGACAAACUUUCUACAGCAAUCCGAACAAUCCGGUUGCGAUCGUUUCAAUGCCCAGUGGAUAAAAUGACUUUGGUGGAUGAGAAUAUUUGCAAGCACCAUUCUCACAUGAAAGUAGAGAUCCUUGCUAAGUACUGAUUGUAUAUUUGUCAGCUUCCAAAAACAGGAAUGGUGCAGCAGGAACUUCAUGCUACUGGGAUCUUCUCAGAUAUGUGUAUUAGAGUGAUAUUGUAUCAAACAAAUAACAUUGAGGAAAGAUUGUAUUUUUUGUUUUGUUGAUUUAAUACAAAGUUGUGCAAAAUGAGGAUGGUUUAAAUCGAGGCACCCAGUAUUUCGAAGAAGGGUUUAUGAUACAAAGAGGCUGUGGAAAGGUAAGAUAACAAUGGGCUAGAUAGAUGAAUGGGGUCAAUAAUCAUCACUACAAGUGAAAGGAUUAUGAUCAUUGUUUUGGAUGCAAGAUACAAAGUGGAAUUGUUAAAGUAAUGAAAAUCCACAGGCUAGAAUUUAAAGAAGGAUUAUAAGAAAGGACCAGGAUUAGAGAUUAGAUUAGAUGGUAAAAAUGAGGAAAUGUUGAUGCACUGUGGUCUGUGUGUUUUUCAUUUUAUAACGCUUGCAAUUUGAAAAUGUAGAUUUUUGUGAUAUCCACCUUUAAUUGAAUGUGGCUAUUUUACCUAAGUUAUACUUUUGUUAUUUAUUACUAUACUAAAUUAUAUACAGUAUUUCAAGUUCCAGGUACCCCCUUGCAUUGGUGAUGCCGAGCCUGCAAAUUGUUUGUGGAACUGCAGGUGUUAAGUUUGAUAAUGACCAUGUGUCUGGAUACUGAGAACAUGUGUGAAGAUGUUAAUAUUUAAAAUACAAUCUGAUGAUUUUAGAUAAAUAAAAAUAGAUCUGUGCUCUAAA